AUGGGCUCCAGCGACCAGUCAUCCCCCUCCUUGCCAGCCAUGGCCACCAACCCCAAAUUCAUCUUCUUCACCGACUUCGACGGCACCAUCACGCAGCAAGACAGCAACGACUUCAUGACCGACAACCUGGGGUUCGGCCCGGCGCUGCGCAAGAAGGGGAACGAGGACGUGCUGUUCGGCCACCGCGACUUCCGCGACAGCUUCCAGGAGAUGCUGGACAGCAUCAGCACGCCCUUUGACAAGUGCAUCGAGACUUUGUUGCAGAACAUCACCUUGGACGCCGGCUUUAAGGAGUUCUUCCACUGGGCCAAGGAGAACAAUAUGCCGAUCGUUAUCUUGAGCGGUGGCAUGGAGCCCGUGAUCAGGGCGCUGUUGGCUCACUUUUUGGGUAAAGAGGAGGCGGAUAGUCUGCAGAUUGUUAGCAACCAGGUUGUUGUUAGGGAGGGCAAGAAGAGUCUGAAUGAGGAGGGAGGGUGGAUGAUUACUUUCCAUGAUGACAGUGGAUUUGGCCACGACAAGUCCCUCGAGAUCCGCCCCUACGCCAACUUGCCCGCUGGCCAAAGGCCAACCCUCUUCUAUGCCGGCGAUGGCGUCUCGGAUCUCUCAGCUGCCAAGGAAACUGAUCUUCUCUUUGCGAAGGCCGGAAAGGAUCUCAUCACCUACUGCGAAAAUGAGGGCGUGCCUUUCACCACGUUCCACGACUUUACCGAGAUCCUCGCGGUGGUCAAGGACAUUGCUGCGGGCAAGCUGACUGUUAAGGAGGCUGCUGUUGGCAGGAAGUGA
Sordaria macrospora k-hell is the source of this 783-nucleotide messenger RNA. RefSeq lists its product as uncharacterized. Gene Ontology annotation, molecular function: phosphatase activity. NCBI's taxonomy places the organism in Eukaryota, Fungi, Ascomycota, Sordariomycetes, Sordariales, Sordariaceae. The record is from RefSeq and is a predicted model, not a curated record.